This is a messenger RNA of Oryctolagus cuniculus (rabbit), 1054 nucleotides long. The record is from RefSeq and is a predicted model, not a curated record. Lineage: Eukaryota; Metazoa; Chordata; Mammalia; Lagomorpha; Leporidae.
GCUCACUCUGCUCUUUGUGUUCACACCUGAAGGUCACACCUCCCCUCCCAGGCCAGCGAGCUGUGACAGAGGCAUCGAGACAGCCAGAGAGCCCCAGCCCCCAGGAUGUCAGAGGAGCCGGUGAACCCCAAGAGCCUCAUGCCCACCGAGUGGAAGUCCCUGUGGAAGACAGCGGAGGAGCGGCGCAUGUCCGACCUCACUCGGGUGCUGGAGUGGCUGGAGCGCAGGCAAGGGAGGAGGAAGCAGACUCCGCAGAAACAAAAGAGCAAGAAGGAGACGUCCCCCAAAGCAGGUGGAAAGGAACAGAAGAAGGGCAAAGGCAUCUCGAGACAAAAGGGAGGCCCCGGCAAGACCUCGAAGCAAAAUUCCACAAGGGAGGAGAGCUCCGUGGCCACCCGAAGACUCCUCAGCGUGGACCAGAAGGGAAGACAUCUCAGCACCUUCUCCAAGGACAGUACCAGGAAAUCUGACUUAGACAUUAAGGACAACAUCUCCCUGGAGUCCACCCAGCGGCAAAACCCAUUCCGUCGGCAGAGCAGCAUCUUGGACCCCAUGUUACAGGAGAGCAUCUUUAACAACCGGAGGAUGUCCCUCAUAAGAGACUGGACGAGCAAGACCCCCGACUCCACUUACGAACGCAAGCUCAAGAGCCUCAUGGAAAAGGGCAAUGAGCCGAAGGUGGAGUCCAUGAAAAUGCUGAAGCCGGAGGAGGUGCUGAGCUGCCGGUACCUGAGGUUGUCCAAGAACAACAUCCGGACCUUGCUGAAGCUGUGCCGAGAUGCAGGGCUGAACGUGGACAUCCACCCCCACAUGGUGGAGGGGGAGAUAGAUACGAGGAAGGUCUUCACGCGGACCCCCAGCAUAGCCCUCUGAGGAGCUCUGCCCUCCGCCCACUGCCUUCAGACCCCUCCCGCCCUCGCACCCUUGACCACCAGGCGCCAGCCCCUGGCCUGCCGCAGCUGGGCCUCAAGGCUCAGCGCAGCCCCUCCCAGAGGGUGACAAUGAGAAGGCAUGACUGCAUGAGUCACCGUGCUGCCCUAGGUUUGUCCUCGAU